This is a messenger RNA of Fimicolochytrium jonesii, 2197 nucleotides long. RefSeq lists its product as uncharacterized. Lineage: Eukaryota; Fungi; Chytridiomycota; Chytridiomycetes; Spizellomycetales; Powellomycetaceae. Gene Ontology annotation, cellular component: cytoplasm. The transcript is spliced from 16 exons. The coding region runs from base 124 to 2103 and encodes 659 amino acids. The record is from RefSeq and is a predicted model, not a curated record.
CUGGGUUGAACUCAGGUCUAGAUAGACAUACAAUUAUACAUAUACAGGCGGACUCGUCCUGUCUUCCAUCUUUCUCCGGUCUUGGCUCAAGUAGUCAAUUGUUGAGAAUCGCUUUUUCAAAGCAUGGCAGCCUACGCAAGACCCGAGUCCGCCCUUUCCAACAACGAUGGAGACGGCUUCAGAUACGUCGAGUCUCACUCCACCCAAGACCAACUCUCCUUUGACGCCGACCUCUCCAAAGUAACCGUCAACGAUGUGUCCAAGCUAAUGCCGCAGGCCGCCGAGAGCGCGCUCGGCACUUCCCGCGACUACCCGCUCUCAGGACCGCGCAAAGUCGGGUGGGCGGCAGAUAUUGUAGAAGGGAGGAAAGGGAUUGGAUCGAGACCGCCGUCGCGGGCAAAGACGGCUACCCCGACGGGCGCCGCACAGCGGAUAUUGUAUCCGGGGGAUAAGACGAGGCCGAGGGUGUUGGUGGAUAUGCUGCAGUAUUUGAAGACGGAGAUCAGGGAGUUGGGGGCGGAGAGUGCGGCGCCCGGGGAUCCCAGAAGGCUGCAAGUCUACGGCGAGGUGUUCGAACGCUUCAUCGAGGAGUUCACAACCUACCAGCCCUUACUGAGCAACGUCAAGCUCGAAUACGACAUGGCUCUCCAACGACAACAGUCUCUUGCGGACAAGGUGCAGCCGCUGGAAAGCCAGUUGGCUGUGCAGCAGUACAUGGCUACGCGCGAGCUUGAGGCGGCAAGGGCGGAAGGGCAGCGGCAACUUGAGGCGCAAUUGCAAGCGAACCACGAUCUGCAUCGCAAAUGCGUAUUCCUCGACUCACAACUCGAAAGCCUGCGACAUCAGCACGACAAACUCAGUGAGGAGGAAUACAUAUCCAUUAAAAUCGCCGAGAUGCGCGAGGAGAUGCAGACUCUGGAUCGACAACGGCAGGAAGAGCUAAGGGUUAAGGAGACACGGUGUGCGGAACUGACCAGGGCUUUGAGAAAAGCACAGGAAGAUGGACAGAAAGCGACAAAAGCCCUAGAGGCGCUCCAAAUCACACAACUGGGUUCCGUCACGCAGGCCGUGCAUGGGGCUGUCAUCAAACAGCGUGACAAAGCGCUCGAAGACUGCGAUGCUGUCCGGUUGGAGUUGGGUCGCAAGGACAUCCAAAUGGGCGGCCUGCGAGAUGAGAUCACGAAGCUGCAGCAGACGCUGAAACGGAAGGAGGAGGACAAGUAUCCCGACUGGCAGUACAUCGAAUCAAUGUGUCCCGCCGGCAUCCGUCAGUACGAGCUUACCUGCAAGGACAAGGACUACAAUGAUUCGAUCAUACUUUUGAUACGGGAGAUACUUAGAUUGAAGUCGUCACAACCUGCAGCAAGGGUUGCGGAUUCCGGGCAGAUGGGAUUUACAGAGACGGAACCCCGCUUCUUCGUCGGACUCGGCCUAAACGCAUCCGUGCCCAAACACCUGCGGUACAAAGGCAAGAUCCGCAACCGCCAACUCUCCCGCAAAAACCUCUGCCUCCUCCUCCGCGACGUCUGGACCGCCAAAGCCGUGUACGAUGCCACCAACGCCGCCAAAUCAAAGCGUGGGGCCGUGCGGUCUACGCUGGCAGAUUUCCUGUACGCGUACCUAAAGAAACGGUUCGGAUCGCAAGAUAUCGUCGCCGAGUUUGGGUAUAACAUCCAUGAAGCGUGUAAGAAGCAUCGGUUCCAGAGUGUUGAGUGUUUGUUGUUCUACGAUAUCCUUACAGAACAACUGAACGAAGACGUGCACCACCACCAAACGCGGCAAAUGGAGCGGCUCAAGAACCACUUCUACCGCCACGACGUCGACCUGCACGAAGGCAAAGCGAGGGGUAUCGUGCCCAAGGAGAACGCUAUCGAGGGACUGAGGAGUUAUUGGCCGGAGAAGACGCAGAAGCAGCUGGAGCAGUUGCGGCACGCUAUGGACGCUGACCAGCCUGGGCCGAACCUGACGUAUCGGUGGUUGUUCCAGACGGAUUCUGAUUGCAUGUUUCUGGACAUCGUACAAGAGCAAGAGAUGGAAAUGCGCGAGAUCUACAUCGCGGGCCUAACGGUAAGGAAUCGAAGGAAAGGCCUUAAGGCGAAGUAAGGCGAAGAACAGACGUCGAAACUCGACCAUCUACCCUGCCUGUUCCCUCCCUACCGUUGCGCCGAUCCUCACCAACGACCUCCACUAACACCGC